Messenger RNA from Drepanopeziza brunnea f. sp. 'multigermtubi' MB_m1, 1626 nucleotides. NCBI's taxonomy places the organism in Eukaryota, Fungi, Ascomycota, Leotiomycetes, Helotiales, Drepanopezizaceae. The record is from RefSeq and is a predicted model, not a curated record.
AUGGGUGCCGGGCCAUUGAUCCCAGGCUUGACAGUUGCCAGUAUACUCUCUCUCGGUAUCGCUGCAGUCCUGGUAUACAUAGUCCGCCCCCUUCUGUUCUCCCCCCUUUCAAAGAUUCCUACUGCCCAUCCGACGUCUCGUUUCUGCUGGCUCUGGAUCUAUUAUAUUCGAUGGGCUGGUCUCGAGAAUACCACUCUCUACCAUCUCCACCAAGCGAAAGGGCCGAUCCUCCGGCUAGGCCCCAAUGAAUUGAGUAUCAACUGCUACGAUGAAGGGGUCAAGACGAUCUAUAUCGGUGGAUUCGACAAGCCGGAGGCAGCUAACAUGGUCAGCAUGAUGCACAGCAAGGAGCAUUCUGUCCGCCGGCGGAUGUUUGCAAACGUGUUCUCCAAGUCGAAGAUAUUUUCAUGUCCUUCCUUGAGGGCAUCGGCAACGACAAUAAUAUUCGAGCGACUUCUGCCUGUGUUUUCUUCAGCAGCCAAGGCCGGCCGACCAGUCGAGAUCCACUCCCUCACAUGCGCAUAUGCGCUGGACCUCCUGCAAGCCUACCAAUUCGGAAUGUCGCUAGGGAGUGACUUUCUCCGGAAUCGCCAGACGCGAGAGUGGCACCUGAGUCAGUACUUCGCUCGCAUCCCGCAUCUCUUCUGGAUCAGCGAGUUUCCAACGCUGGUAUCCGUCUCGGGAUGGCUUGGCAUGGGCAUUGUGCCUCAACAUGUCACCGCUGCGAGGACAGGACUGGAAGCCUGGUUUCUCAACAAGUGUGACGCGGCCGAGCGGCUGAUGGCCACGGAGCUAGAGCUCCGCGUUGAGGAUAUCCCGAUCGUGUAUGUGCAAGGGCGCCGGGCAUUCGCGAAAGCGGAUCAGGAGUUUGACGAAGGAGAAAGACUGCCAGCCGGCGCAAACCAGCCGCAGUCGGCCUCUCACCGUCUGGAGAUUGCAAGCGACAUGCUUGACUUCAACGCGGCCACCCUCGAGACCAGCGGCGAUGCCCUCGUCUACAUCUACUACGAGCUCUCCCGCCAUCGGGAUAUGCAGGAGCGACUUCGGCAGGAGCUCCACACUCUCUCGCCAUCGAUGAGCUGCGACCCGUCGGAUCAGACGUGUGCCUCACAGCCUCCGGCUCUCCCGGAUCCCAAAGAUGUGGACGAGUUGCCGCUCCUGGAUGCCAUCAUCCAGGAGACGCUGCGUCUCUACCCGGCCGCGGAAGGGGGCCAGCCUCGCGUGACCCCAUCACCGCCCUGCAGCCUGGCCGGCUUCGAGAACAUACCGCCGGGCGUGCGCGUGCAGUCGUCAGCCUACUCCCUCCACCGCAACCCGGACGUGUUUCCCGAGCCGGAGGCGUGGCGACCGGCCCGGUGGCUGGACGCCAGCCCGGCGCAGCGGGUCGAGAUGAAGCGCUGGUUCUGGGCCUUCGGGAGCGGGAGUCGGAUGUGCAUCGGCAAUCACCUUGCCAGAUACUCGAUCAAGUAUGCCGUCGCGGCCAUCUAUUCCAAUUUCACGAGCGGGCUCGAGAAGAAGGAUUUCGCGUCUCCGGUUGUAAAGGCUGAUGGCUCCGCUGUUGGAGAAAGGCAUAAUUUGUAUCUCAGGUUUCGUCGCGUCGAUCACGACUGUGAAUCUAUGAAUUGA